CACAAUGCACCUCUAACAGGUUCAGUAGCCCAUUGCCCCUCCGCAGGAGCCACCUAUACACCCGGGGUAUGAGCAGAAAGCCCAUGUGCCGGAUCAGUGCCCGCAGCUGAUGUCUCACACAUGCCUGCGCCCGUCUCCUUCCUGCAGGUACCUCCUCUCCCGCUCUCCCUCCCCUCCGCCUUUUGUUUUACUAUCACAGGGAGCUCUGCACACUACAAUUUCCUGUUGACACCGGAAUAUUUAGAAAGUGGGAAGAAGGGAAGAAGAAAAGGUGAAAGCCAGGCAUCUACCGUGAAGUUUCAUUCCCCCACCCCGAUCCUGAUUGCUGGGGCUGUCCCUGUAGGGUGGGUGGCUGAGCGUACUGGGUACCCCCACCCCCCAAGGCACAGAGUGUGUACAAGGAGAGACACCGUGAUCGAGGCUGGGGGGCACUGGUGGGCUGCUGAUCCGGUUGCCCUGGUGGCAGGGCCAGGAGAUCUUUGUGCUCCAGAGCUGGCUGGAAGGAUAUACCGGACACCGUGUGCCUUCUGCAGUGAUCUGUCUGUAGCGGAAGGGAGGCGGUUAUUGUGGUUCCACCUGCUGCGCCGGAUCUGGGAUUGAGGAGCCUUCCGCGUUCAUUGUCGUGGACCGGGGGAUGCGAUUUUGUCAGCCUUCGAUGCUGUGCCCCUGUGCAGGUUGCUGAUGGCUGAAGCCUGGCUGGACGAAGAGGAGGAGGAGCUGAGAGAUCUCAGGGAUAGCGCUGGGAAUAGGAGACACCGGAGAUCCAACCUUAACCAGGCUGCAGAGCGCCCAGAAAGAAAUAAGCCAGAGCACCGAUUUCCAGGACAAGGACCAUUAUCAUCCAUCAGAGCGGUGAUUAAAAGAACAUCCAGGACAUCAACUCAGAGCGAUCAACAGAGAGAAAGAAGGCGUCCUGAAAUCACAAUUGUUGCUGCAGAACCCAUUGGUCCUGGAUCCUGGUUUCAUGGGGGCCCUGCUGGAGGCUUAGGGUUUCCUCCUCCACCUCCCCCUCAGUGGAGACCAAGUGACCCUCACCCUGUGGAGCUACCACCAUCCUAUGAGCAAGUGAUCAAGGAAAUCGGUCAAGUACAGGUUGCAACUACACAGUCUAAUGUGGAGCCCAGGCGUACAACCACAUGUGCAACGCAGACUGACUUCCAGGUGGAAGAAGAUCAAAAUGUGCCAAACAAUAAUGUAAUUGUACAAACUGCCUUUUGCCAAGUGGACCCGCCUUCAGUGCAAAGGCGAUUGGAACUAUCUCAACAGUCGUUUGUAAAUAACAAUGUUAAAGAUUCUGCCUCCCAGAUAACAGUGUGUAACACUACCCACAAAAGUAUCCGACAGCAAGAAGCAAAUGUCAAUGUCGUUAGACAACCAGUGCCAAGGCCGCGGACAAAAUCCUGCCUCAAACCUGUAUUAAACAACAAUCUUAACGUAUUUACAUCUAGCAGUGAGGAGUUUUUUCUGUCUGCAGCAGAGGGACAGCUGCCUACCGCUAAACCUUGCUCUGGUUUUGAUGAUAACUUUGUGGGAGAUUUGCUUGAAAACAACAAUAUGAGCCAUGAACGAAGCCAAAACAGUAUUGUAUCCAGGAUUAAAGCCUUUGAGUCUCAAGCUGAAAGCUCAGAGCAGUCCAGAAGACCAGAAAUUGCCCCACGUUCCGUCAACACUAAGAGUUCUGUCCCUGCUAAGCCAAUACCGGCUCCAAAGCCUCUGCCCAACCGCAUAUCUGGGGAGUGGGACCCUGGAAAAGACAACAAACCAAAGGUUACACCAAGAGAAGGACUUGUUGCUCCUCGGCUACAAGAUCAAAGUGGGACAACCAAACCAGACUUACCAAAGAAACCCAAGCCUAGUCUUGUGAAAGACAACAGCAAUGAGUUUCUCAAUGUUACACCUGGGGCAUCGUCCACUACAAAUAACAAUAAAGAUGCUGAAAGGAAGGUACCUGUGCCUGCUCCAAGGCCACUGAUUCCUAGAAAGCCUCCCCAGGCCGAUAAUGCGGCCUUGUUGUCAUCAGGGCCCAGACCACCAGGCGUUCCUCCAAAACUGUCCGUAGCUACACAAGCCAAAGCAUUCACAGUAGCAGAAACAACUGUAGCCAAAAUUCCGGCCCCACCUGUGCAGAAUAAACCUAGUGGUGAUAUGGACCUCAUUAGUUUUGAUGAUGAUGUAUUGCCUCCUGCUAUGGUACCCAGUCCAGAAUUCACAAGCAACGCAAUACUGAAUGCUGAUCUCUUCGAGCUGUUCGGUAAAGAUGAGACUGUGGAAAAGGAGCAGCAGCCUGUGCCAGCAACUGUGGUGAGGAAGCCUACAGUCAUUAGAAUCCCUGGCAAACUAGGCAAAUCUUCUGAAGAAGUUCCUCAGAUUCCUCCUCCUCUUCCAGCAGAAAAGCCGGUUGGUAGCCUUUACAAUAAAUCGAGUGCACGACCGCGCCCCAUAGGAAGAAAAGAAUGGGAACAAGCAGAAAGUGCAGAAGAUUCUCGCCCGAGGCUGGUUCUGCCUACGAGGCCAGUUGGUGUUAAAGUGAUGGAAGCAAACCCACCACCACCACAGAAAGGGCCUCCUGGAAGACCUCCACCACCUAAAGUGACUAAACCAAGAGAAGCAUUUCCUCGUUCAUCCUCUGACGUGGGUCUGAGCGCGAAGCAUAACACUUCGGGAAUCAGUAGAUCAAAAAGUCAAGUAAUUAAAAGGCAACAACCAGAUCUACCUCCACGACCAAAGCCCGGACAUCCUCUGUACAGUAAAUACGUGUUGCCCCUGCCUCAUGGUAUUGCUGAAAAAGAUAUUGUAUCCAACAACCCAGGAGAGCUAUCAUUGAAGCGUGGAGAGGUUCUGGUACUCCUGGAACAGACUGAUAACAAUUACAUCCAGUGCCAGAAGGGUUCAGCAACUGGAGAAGUUCAGAUUUCAAACAUGAAGAUAAUUACUCCACUCGAGAGUUUGGAACACAAACAGAAAGAAAUAUGCCAAGAAGACAGCCAAUCUCCACAUGCAUUGGUACUACAUGAUUUUAUAGGAGACCAUCCGGAUGAUUUGAGUUUGACUUCAGGAGACAUUGUCUAUGUGUUGGAGAGACUAGAUCAUGAAUGGUACAGAGGAAAGUGCAAGGGGAGUACUGGCAUAUUCCCAGCCAAUCAUGUGCGUGUUCUGGUUGAUAUUCCAGAUAAGAUGCAUUCAAAAAUACCCUCUUCAACAUCCAUCUCAAAGGGUCCACGGUGUAUGGCACGUUUUGAGUUUAUAGGCGAUCAGAAGGAUGAGCUGAGCUUCAGUGAAGGAGAGCUGAUCGCUUUAAAAGAGUACAUUAAUGAUGAGUGGGCCAAAGGAGAACUUAAAGGAAAAACAGGGAUUUUUCCCAUCAAUUUUGUUGAAAUUAUUGAAGAUUUACCUGCUAGCGGUCCAAAUAAAUUUACCUCAGAUGUGGGAAAUUCACAAAAGAACAAGUUGUCAGGACCAGUUGCACAGCAGAAUAGCACGUCUGAGGAAUGGGGUGAAGCCCUUUAUGAUUUUGCUGCAGAGGCAGAAGAUGAUUUGCCCUUUAAAAAGGGAGAUAAAAUCCUUUUAUUAGAACGCCUGGACGCGGAAUGGUACAAAGGACGACUCAAUGGAAGGGAAGGAAUGCUGCCAGCCGCUUUUGUACAGAUCUCAUCAGGAAUGAAACCUCGGCAAACUCAGGGAGGGAAAACGGGAAAGGCUCGGGCACUUUAUGACUUCUGUGGGGAGAACGCGGAUGAACUUUCAUUUAAGGCAGGUGAUAUUAUUUCAUCUUUGGAAUCUGUUGAUAACGACUGGAUGAGUGGCGAACUCAAUGGAAGAUUGGGAAUAUUCCCCAAGGACUUUGUACAGCGAUGUUAGCUGAAGUUUAUUGUAGCCACACCUGAAACAGACUAUCACCUCCGGUGCCAAUUGAACUUUUUAUACUUUAGAAAUAAUGUGUGAUAUUUUUGCACUAUCUUUUUUUUUUUUUUUUAUUAUUACUAUUUUGUUUUAGGAACUAAAACAUCCGUUAAGGUUUAUGUACACGCUGUUUACCGUCUUGUCCCGUACGAGUAUUUUUCAGUCCAGCUGCAUUGUUGCUUUAACACACAGCAAAGGCCAUGUAGCAUUGUGAAGGGCUUCAAGAAAAAAUCUACUUUACUGAAAUUACCAAGAAAUCAUGACUUUGACCUACAAAUCCUCGGUUUCCCUAAAGUAUUGAGAAUGUCACCAAAACAAGACUGCAUGAGUGAGCUUUAUGCAGAAAAAGGCCUGACCUUAAAUGACUUAAAGAACUGUGUAAAUGAUUUUUGCUUUCACUUUUUUGUAUUUUUCUAAAACUUAUUUCAGUCCAGAUAGCAUUUUUUUACAUACAAUAUCAUGUUAUCCUUUUAAUGCCAACAGCAACAAUCGUGUUUAGUGUCUGUAUAUUUUGAAAUUACCUUCUCAAUUAUUUGUACUGUUGCAAAAAGAGGCCUUUCUCUUUACAUGUGUUCCUUUCAUUGGCUGCGUGGUUAGGUGGACUCGUGGCAAGAGUCCCAAGAAGGUCACAUCUCCUGAGCUACUCCCCAUCCUACCUGCACCAUGUACACAAUGUGUUUAUUAUGUUGUGUAGGUAUGUGGAGAGUCCAUCUACUGUUCUUUUUCCAGAAGGCGCUGGAGAUUUAAACUCGGAAAUACAUGUAAAUUAACAAGCAUUCCAUAUUUGUUAUGUUAACGUUGCUGCCUUGGUGGCUUUGUUCAUCAAGCAAGACUGGGGUUCACUCGGAUUAAAUAAAUCAAAUUUCCCCACAAAGUUAAGAGGUUCCAACCUUAAUAUCAGAUACGUUCAUCAACUACGAGUACGUUUUUGGAUGUUUGAAUAUAAAUGUAGACAAAUUAAUGCUGUUAUCUGUAAAUGUGACUAAUGCAACUUGCUGUUUGAGGGGGGGGCACUUUUUACACAAAAAUGAUGUAAUUAGAUUUACAACAGUGGGUAGGUUUACAGAAUUAAUGUGUUAACAAAUGUGUAUACAUUGCACCAUGUGUAUACCAUAUGUUGUAUGUCUCUGCGCAACCCAAGAUCAAAAGUUGCUCCAGCAUUUGAUGAGAACAUUGGUUUUUACUGGUGAAAUGUGAUGUCAUAAGGAGGCGAUAGACAUUCCUAAAUUUGUUUUCUUUCCGGUUCAUAAAAUGAAAUACUUUUAUUUCUUUGUUCCUUAUGUCUUUCUCUGCUGCUGCUGCCUCUUAAAUCUGUUGUAAUUACCAUAUUUUGUUUAACGAAAAAAAAAAAAAGAGCAAUGCACUUUAAUGAAACCGACUGAUCGCUGAAGAUUUUGAGGUCAUCAAAGUAAUCCAGUUUGGUAGCAGUAUAUGGAAAAUCUCACAUGUAUGUUUACUGUUUGUUGAAAAGGUUAAUUGGGUAAUUACUGAUACAUUACACAAUAAAAUAGAAAUUCAAAUAAAA
Spea bombifrons (plains spadefoot toad) is the source of this 5425-nucleotide messenger RNA. It is a transcript of the gene SH3D19, whose product is annotated as SH3 domain containing 19. The record is from RefSeq and is a predicted model, not a curated record. The coding region runs from base 682 to 3858 and encodes 1058 amino acids. The transcript has 21 exons. Gene Ontology annotation, molecular function: protein binding. Lineage: Eukaryota; Metazoa; Chordata; Amphibia; Anura; Pelobatidae.